Molecule: messenger RNA, 2814 nt
Organism: Caenorhabditis elegans
Lineage: Eukaryota; Metazoa; Nematoda; Chromadorea; Rhabditida; Rhabditidae
Source: the annotation of a RefSeq genome assembly
CGACUUGCUGAGCUGCUAGAAGAGACGAGGCGAAUCCAAUUCGACGUCAUCGGAUUGUGUGAAACCAAACGAGCAGCCGAAGCACACUUGAUACAUCAGGACGGUACCGGUGUCUUCUUAGGCAAACAGAAUGAAAGUUCUGUAUCCGGAGGGGUCGGCUUCAUAGUUCGAAGCACCCUCCUUCCCAAAAUCGUAGAAGUACGAUUUCUCAGUCACCGCAUCGGCUUACUCACCUUCAAAGUGAGCCGAAAAUUCAACUGCACGGUGAUUCAAGUCUAUGCUCCAACUGCGGACUCAGACCUUGAGGAAAUCUGCGACUUCUACGACAGUGUUGAAGACGUCUUCAAAGAGUGCCGAAGCAAGUAUAAACUUGUUAUCGGCGACUUCAACGCUCGAAUGUGAUGCAGACAAAACAACGAAAGGUACAUUGGCCCCCAUGCCAUGGAACCAAGAAAUGAUACUGGAGAGCUUCUCGCAACAUUUUGUGAAACCAACCGUCUGUGGCACACGAACUCUAUGUUCAAAAAGCCUAUGCACAAACGGUGGACUUUCGUCAGUCCCGACGGGAAUCACAGACACGAAAUUGACCACAUUCUGGCCAAUGGAAAGUUUGUCACAGAUACCACUGUACUCCCCUCUUUCACAAAUGGUAGCGACCAUAGGUUACUCCGCUGUAACCUCCACUUCAACAAUUGCCUAGCAAAGUUGGAGCAGGUCAGACGGAGAAAACCUCCGAAAAGAGUGUUGGACCCGGCGAUUGCUUAUGCAAUCUCAGCGACAGUCACGGUUCAGAGUGAUCCUGAUUUAGAUAUCGACUAUGAUAAUCUGAUUCAGUCACUAAAAGAACUCCAAGACCAAGCUAUCGUUCGACCGGCCAAACACUCAUCCAACAGACUUUCGGAGGAAACCCGAAAACUGCUGAACAAAAGACGUUUUAUGGAUAGAAAUGAUCCUCAAUUCAAAUCUAUUUCAGACAAAUGUCGUGAAGCAGUCCAGAAAGACCAUGAAGCUUUUGCCAGUACUCGCCUUCUAUCUGCUGCGAACCAGAAAAAGAGUUUGAAAAGAGUUGCUAGGGACAUCAACGAAUAUAAGUCAGUUAUCCCAUGCCUCAAAUCAACCUCUACUGGUGAAAGAAUCACUUCCAGGGUGAAAAUGGAGCAGGAGAUUGAGAAGUUCUACACGGAGCUCUUCAAAAGCGCUGUGAGCAACUCUCAAACAUCUUCAAUACCCGCCAUGGCAACUCCACCGCCGUUUCUCCCGGAAGAAAUUCGUCAUGUUCUCCGUUCCUUCCCGAAUGGUAAAGCUGCAGGCCAAGACAAAAUCAGUGCAGAUUUCUUGAAAUCUUGCCACGAUAACGUCAUUGACCUGAUAACGGAUCGAUUCAACAGGUACCUCCACAGCAGAAAUGUACCAAAACCCUGGAAAACCUCCAAAACCACUCUCAUCUUCAAGAAAGGUGACCGUGAGAAUUUGGAAAACUAUAGGCCCAUCUGCCUACUACCCGUACUCUACAAAGUAUUCACUAAGUGUCUGCUGAAUAGAAUGCGAAGACCCCUUGAUGAGGCUCAACCUGUCGAGCAGGCCGGAUUCCGACGAUCGUUCUCUACGAUCGAUCACAUCCACUCGCUCCAAAGACUUCUUGAAGUCGGCAGGGAAUACCAGAUCCCACUGACACUUGUCUUCAUAGAUUUCAAGAAGGCAUUUGACAGUGUUGAACACCAGGCAAUCUGGAAGAGUCUCGACGAGCAAGGUGCAGAUGGAGCCUAUAUUGAUCUACUGAAAGAGUGUUAUAAAAAUUGUACCACAAAUUUUACCCCAUUCCACAGGCCAGUCACAGUACCAGUGACUAAAGGAGUUCGACAAGGAGAUCCCAUCUCUCUGAAUCUCUUCUCCGCUUGCCUCGAACACGUUUUCUGAAAGCUUUCCUGGAUUGAAUUGAAAGGAGAAGCUGAGGAUUACGAUACGAUACCUGGAAUGAGAGUGAAUGGCAGAAAUCUAACGAACCUUAGAUUUGCUGACGAUAUUGUGCUCAUCGCCAAUCAUCCGAAUACUGCCAGCAAAAUGCUCCAAGAACUCGUACAAAAAUGCUCUGAAGUUGGUCUCGAGAUCAAUACUGGGAAGACGAAAGUCUUGCGAAACCGAUUCGCUGACCCCAGUAAAGUCUACUUCGGUAGCCCUUCCCCCACCACCCAGCUCGACGACGUCGACGAGUACAUCUACCUCGGCCGUCAAAUCAACGCUCACAACAACUUGAUGCCGGAAAUCCACCGAAGACGUCGAGCAGCCUGGGCUGCAUUCAAUGGAAUCAAGAACACCACCGUCUCCAUCACCGACAAGAAGAUUCGUGCGAAUCUGUUCGACUCAAUUGUCCUUCCAGCGCUCACCUACGGUUCAGAAGCCUGGACAUUCACCAAAGCUCUAUCCGAACGAGUAAGAAUCACACAUGCCUCCCUAGAAAGACGGCUUGUUGGGAUAACACUCACCCAACAACGAGAGCGAGAUCUCCAUCGAGAAAACAUUCGUACGAUGUCUCUAGUCAGGGAUCCGCUCAAUUUUGUGAAAAAGAGGAAGCUAGGAUGGGCUGGACACGUUGCGAGAAGGAAAGACGGAAGAUGGACCACGUUGAUGACAGAAUGGCGCCCAUAUGGAUGGAAAAGGCCUGUUGGAAGGCCGCCGAUGCGAUGGACUGAUUCGCUGCGAAAGGAGAUUACCACUCGUGACGCAGACGGAGAAGUCAUCACCCCCUGGUCCGCUAUAGCCAAGGACCGAAAAGAAUGGCUUGCUGUGAUCCGCAGGAAUACCACGAAUUCCUGA